Molecule: messenger RNA, 4485 nt
Organism: Trypanosoma theileri
Lineage: Eukaryota; Euglenozoa; Kinetoplastea; Trypanosomatida; Trypanosomatidae
Product: subtilisin-like serine peptidase
Exons: 1
Coding region: 1-4485 (1494 amino acids)
Biological process (GO): proteolysis
Molecular function (GO): serine-type endopeptidase activity
Source: RefSeq, a predicted model, not a curated record
AUGUGGAAAAACAAAAGAAUAUUUAAAAGGUUCUUUCUUCUUCAUAUCCUUCUGCUAUUAUUGCUGUUGCAACUCGUUAGUGCAGAGGAAAGCACUAUAAAGAGUGAUGAAUCAAUAUCAACAGUAGUAGCAGAACAAGCGACCUCAACAGAAGGAGGAAAAGAAGUAGAGGAAAUAAAAGAAAGAGAAGAUCUUUCAAAAAAGAAUGAACGAAGUCCUCUCCAAAAAUGGCUUAAUGCAGAAUGGUCGCAGAAACAUGAAGUUCCAUUUCGUUGGUUUGUGCAACAACAUCAUUAUGUGCAUAACUCAUCACUUGAUAGUAUCAGUGAGGAAACUCGACGACGAUUACAUAAACGUUUUCCUGCAGCACAUAUGGCUGCAUUUUCAGAGACGACAGGGCGGUCAUCAUCAUCAUCAUCAUCAUCAUCAUCAUCAUCAUCAUUAUCAUCAUCGUCUGGUAAUGGUCGUUAUCUUAUUGUGAGAUUGGAUAAACUUAGUAGAGAAGAACGUCGAAAAGCACGACAUGCAUUAACUGUUAAUAGUAAAAGGGAUGCUCACAUGAUAGACGAUUUGCAUAUGCUUGUAUAUGUUGAUACUCCACAUGCUAUUCAAGUUCAUUCUGCAAUAGAAGCAGAUGAAAGUACGGCAUUAUCCUUUUCAUCCAUGACAGUUUUGGAUGUUUACUCAACAUCUCCUGGAGCGCGAUUGAAACUUUCUCGUGUAAUUCGUACUGCUAUAAGUCGUUGUAAGGGUUUUACAAGUACUUCAGGGGUUGGUGUUGAUGGUGAAAAUAAUGAUGAUGAUAGUUCUAGUUCUAGUAGUAGUAGUAGUUUUAGUAGUAGUGAGAGAGAUAUAAGGAUGAAUUCGGGUUUAUCACGACAACGACUUGCUUUUGAUGUGCGUACAGCUUUUGGAAGAGAGAAAGUUGUGGAAGAGGCACUGCGUGGAGUACAAUUUAAUAAACUACCUAAAAUAGCAGAAACAGAUGCAUUAGCAGAAUGCCAGUGGUCCAUCGUUUCAGCUAUUAAUGGUAAAGGGUUGGUUCGAUGGAUAUUAAAGUUUUCCCCUGAGAAGCCAAAGGAAACAGAUAAUAUCAUAUGCCGUUGUGUUUCUUUUAUUAAUGCCGUAACUCAACAUCCUGCCGUACGUUGGAUGGAAAUUGCUUUUGAGUUUGCUACCCCAGUAAAUGAUCAUGUCACUGCUCUUGUUCAAUCAGGGAAACAAAAAGAAACGAGACCUUUACGUCCUCUUUGGGAUGUAGGUAUUGAUGGUAAGGGUGAAAUUAUUGGGGUUGCAGAUAGUGGGAUAGAUUAUGAUAGCUGUUUUUUCAAUGAUGAUAAGGAAAAGGUUGCUAUUUAUCCUGAUAUAAACAUGCAUCAUCGUAAGGUGGUAUCUUUUGCCCCUUGUGAUCUUAUUCCUGGUGAUUAUUUCAUUGGGGAUCGAGUAGGAGGACAUGGCACACACGUGGCAGGAACUGCAGCCGGUGAAGUGAUUGGGAAAGGGAAUAAUUAUAAAUAUAAUGGUGUUGCCAAGGGAGCAAAGAUAUUCUUUAUGGGUCUUGGAUGCCCAAAGGAAGAAAUGUUAACACUUCCUGUUGAUAUUAUUGAUGUGUUUCGUCCAGGUUAUAAAGUAGGGGCACGCGUUUUUUCUAAUUCAUGGGGAUUUUAUGCCCCAUCUGAGUAUACGGCGGUGGAGAAAUCAAUAGAUGAUUAUCUAAAUACGAGAGAUGAUGCCCUUUUUAUUUUCGCCUCUGGUAAUGUUCCUAGAUCUGGAUUACUAACACCCUGUAGAUCUAAAAAUAUGCUUUGUAUUGGAGCUCAUAUGAAUACAUUUGAUAUAAGAAAGAUGAAUAAUAUUGCACGAUUUUCAGCAUUUGGACCAACUUAUGAUGGAAGACAAAAACCAGAUAUUGUGGCUCCUGGUGAGUGGAUUACUUCUGCAGACUCAGAUGGAAAUGUUUCUACAAAACAAUGUACGGUGGAUACAAAAAGAGGAACUUCUAUGGCUACGGCGGCGGCUGCAGGAACUGUUGUAUUAAUACGACAUCAUCUUCGAACUAUUGAAAAUAUUCUCUCUCCUUCUAUUUCUUUACUAAAGGCAUUGGCCAUUCAUUCUACAGUAUAUUUAAAUGAUCCACGAAAGAGUGGUUUUGGUCGACUUGAUUUAUCUGUCUUCUUUACUCCUACUGGUGUAAAGGGAUGGUUUAAGGACAGAGAAUCUGUUACCCACCAUGGUAGUAAAGUCUAUUGUUUUACCGUAAGCAAUAAAACGAAAGAUAAAGGUGAUUCCUUACGUAUUACAUUAGUUUGGACAGAUGUUGGAACUGCUAUAGAAGGUUCUACACGCUCUGUUGUGAAUAAUCUUGACCUUAUGGUAGUGGAUUCUACAGGAGUUAUUCACUAUGCAGGUGGAAAUGGUGUAGAUAACACAAAUGUUGUGGAGCAAAUUCGUCUACCAUUAUCAAAUGCGUUAAUGGAUGGAUUUCGUAUUAUUGUAUAUGGUGGUGAAGUACAUGAUGGGAAACCACAAUUAUAUGCUAUUGCAGCUUCUGGACCAGAUUUAAAAUAUCUUGAAGAUUGUUCUACUCUUUCUUCUACUAUUUGUGCAAAUAAUUGUACUGGAAAUGGAAAAUGUAAUCAAGGUCUUUGUCAAUGUUCUUCUGGAUAUCGAUUUGUGGAUUGUUCUUUAUGUGAUGAAGAACUUCUUUGUAAUGGUCAUGGUACAUGUUCCGCUAAAGAUUUAAAAUGUAAAUGUGAUAAUGAUAACUUUGCCGAUGGUUCUUGUUUAACCUGUAAAAAAGGAUGGUAUGGUCCUUCAUGUUCUUCCAAUUGCACUUGUAGUGGUAGAGGUAAGUGUGAUACAAAGACGGGUGAAUGUACAUGUCCACAAGAUAAGAAGUAUGGUGGUAAAGGAUGUUAUUCAGGUCCUAACUGUGAGUAUUGUUGUAGAGAUUUCUUUGGGGAUAAUUGCUCUAUGCGGAGUUAUUGGUGUCGUGAGGAUGGAAUGCCAGUUGAUGUGAAUGAUAGUGCUGGUGGAUAUAUACAAGUAAAUGGAUAUGGAUCUUAUCCACCAAUGUUAACAUGUCGGUGGGUUAUUGAAGCUCCAAGAUCACGUAAAGUAAAACUGGAAUAUCUUAAAUUUAAUAUAGAAGACCCAACAGAUGUUUUAUUACUCUAUGAUGUAGAUUCCGAAGAGGCAACACCACUACGUACGGAUUCUGGUACUGCCGCUAAAGGUGUUGUUGUGGUUUCAACAACAAAUAUUCUUUCUAUUGCUUUUGCCUCACGCUGGUCACGUAUGCGUGAGGGAUUUCUUCUUCGGUAUAGUUUUAUACGACCGGUGAAUCCAAAUUGUACAACUCCUUGUGUUGAGAAUGCACUGUGUAAAUUGGUAAAUGGAGGUUUCUGCGCUUGUGAUCUCGGUUGGGUGGGUUGGGGAUGUACGAGAGAAGUACCAGAGAAUACCACACGGACGAAAUUAAUAGCUGAUACUCCUCGUGGGGCUACACGUGUGAAUUUUAUUAUAAAUGAUGAAAUCCCACUUACACUGGAUAAUGUAUCGUUUGUAGAACACGAUGUGUUUUUAUUUAUAGCCUUUUCAGAUGAAUUUCUUAAUAAAUACGUUUCAAGAGGGAUAGCACUUCGGGCAACAACGUUUAGUACAUCCCCUUCUGAGGGACGUCGUCCAAAACUGGAGGAAAUGAUAGUAAUUAAUAAAACUUGUAAAUAUGCCCAAAUUGGGCUUGGUCAAGGAGGUGGAGGGGGAUUAAAUGUUACGCUUUCUAUUCUUCAAAAUGCCUCUUUAAAAUCCUCUACAACUGGAAAGGAGAAAUUCAGUGCAAGACUUUACGUUUUAAAUAAUGCAUCCAUCAAGAAAAGUGAAGAUGACUAUGAUGCUUAUGGUGGAAGAUAUGAGGUAUUUAACUCUUUGUUACUCUCCUGCAGUGGAAUAAAACCCGAUGCAUUCCCCUCGAUAGAUGCUAAUGAAACGGAAGAAGAAGAAGAAAAAAAAGAAGAAAAAAAUAAUGUUCCUCCUUCCACACGUGCUGGUUCUCUAGCAACAUUUGUUGCUAUCUUCUUUCUGGGUAUUGGUCUUACUGUGGUUAUUACACUCUUCUGCCUCCAGUUUAAACGAAGACGGGAGAUGUACGCUAUGGGAGCCAUUCCCUCUGAAGAGGUGGUCAUAGUUGCCGAUCCCCUUGCAGCAGAUGCCGCAUCGGAGAGUCUCGGACUGCAGAAUGACGAUAGUACCGCUGGUGGUGGUGUUGGGAGUAGUGGUAUUAACAAUAAUAAUGAUAAUAUCAACAAUGGUGUGGAUCUACUUCCUCUCGGAGCGACUGGAGUACAAUUAGACACGCAGGAAUCUGCAGAACAGGGAUCGGGGUUAAGGGGACGACGGAGAGGUCGAAGAAAUAAUAGGAAUAAUGUGCAUAUUCCAGCAGAUGAAGGUGACUCGGAUAAUGAAAUGACAGAAAAACGAGAUUGA